AUACGCACCAGAUGUCGCCACGUGAAUGGGACCGAGGUGUAUCGGAGUGAUAAUGGUGAUGUGGUGAUUAGGGAAUUGUUAAAUACGAUAACGAAAAUGUUUCCUUCAUGCCGUUUUAUUUUAUUGAUUAUGUUGGUUAAUGUGUACAUUUGUGAAGGAAUGAUAUCUGACAAAAGACUUUGUGGGGAUCCAACUUGUUCAGAUCCUGUUUCUUUAAGCAGGACAUUGCUUCGUUAUAUCAGCAAUGAUUCCCGGAUAUUGUCUUUCCCAAUGGAUACAGAAUGUGUAAUUUACAGCAAGUCUGCUGGUUCCAGACCAGAUUUAUGGGGAGCAGAGAUAAAUGGAGUAAGAGGUUAUGUACCUAAAAGCUUUGUGAGAGAAUACAAGAUACUUAAGAGUUCAUUGAAAUUUGUUGUGAAUACUGAAGAAGCAGAAGGUAUAAGACAUGGUUCAGUGGAAAAUGUGACAGAUAAAUCUCUCAGUGUAAGUAGUGUUGAGGUGAAUAGUCAUGCAGCAUCAAAUCUGGAAGCCACCUUGAAUGAUAUAGAGCAGUCAGGAUUAGAACCAGAUCCAGAAUCAGGAAUAUUGACAGAAACACCAUUGCUUGAUGAUUCUUCCAUGAUUAACUUACCCUUUGCAGAUGUAGGCCGUAAGUCAUUUUUUGGUAGUGGAGCUUCAGCUGAGCCAGUAGAAAGUGAGGUUAUUCAACAGCCUUUUGAGGUUGUAGAUGGUACUACACUGUAUUAUGAAACAGAUGGAAAACAGACAGACUCUGAUUUACAUCUCCUACAAGUACAACCAACAGUUACCACUUUAAACUCUCUGCCAAGCAUAGUUUCCAAACAGAAAUUAAAACUUGGUAAUGAGCCAGCCUCAGUUCCUCCUGCUGUGGUAAGUGAACCAUCUACAUCUGCAGAGCUUAAGGGUGCUGACAAUGCUGAGAAGGUUACGCAGGAAACCCGGCCUCUUGAAGUUAAUGUAGCAGAAAGUGUCCAUAAGACAGAAUAUGAAUCUGAUAAAAAGAAGGCUGAAUCAGUAUUUCUUGCAGAUAAGAUAGAAACAAAGUCUCUUACUGGUAAUGAGAUAGGAUCUGAUAUGCAACAUAAGCAUGAAGCACAGAAUAUAGAACACAAGUCCAUAGAUUCUGUAGACAAAAAUGAAAAGGGGCCAGAAGUUGUUGAAGAUAAGAGAGAGAUUAUCGAGGAACCUGUGAAGAAGGUGGAUGUUAAAACUGAGGAGAGAGAGAUAUAUGAUGAAGAGGAGGAUGAGGAAGAAGAGUAUGAUGAUGAUGAUGAUGAUGACGAUGAUGAUGAAGAGGAUGGAGAGACUGAAGAGGAAGUAAGUGAAGAGGUUACAGAAUUACCGAGUACUGAUGUUCAGAAAACUGUGGAAGAAGUGAAAUCUGUAAACAUUAUUGAUGCCUCUUCACAGCCAUCAGAUGUUGACACAUUGAAGCUUAAGGAUCAAGACACUACGCAUUUGUCACUUGAAAGUGAUGCCAAUAUAAAUGAGAUUUCAGUGGAUAACAGUAAGGGUGCUGGCCGUAAUUUACAGGAGAGUGUAAAGGACGUAUUACUUCUCACUGAGUUGUCAGAACACCUUACAGACAUGUUUGAAACUUCCAAAGAAGUUGCGACAGAUAAGCCACCUGUACUUGCACAUUCAACACCAUUACCAGCUUCAGAAAGUCAGAAUGUGUAUGUUAAUGCUGAUCAGACUGAAAGUAGUGUUGGAAGUGCUGAGGAAUUGGAACAUAAACAAAUAGGAGAAGUACACGAGAAUGAUACAGAGACAGAAGGAAGUGGCCAUGAUAAAGAGGUAGACACAAAUCAAGGGAAUGUUGAUACAGAUGAUCAGUUGUCUAGUGAUCGUAACGAGGAAGGCAAAGAGGUGAUUGUUGGUAGUGGUGAAAUAAUAAACUCAGUUGUUGGUAGUCCAGAAGAUAUUUCUGAAAAUCUGGAAACACAAAAUGUAAAUGUACACCCAGAUCUUGUGACUGAUAAAGUUACAGAUUAUAGUUCAGAGACAUCAUCUGAGGUAAAAGAUGACAUUCAAUCUAACGUGUUAGAGGAACCUCACAUUGAUUCCACAGAGGAAGAAAUGGAAACAACAACUGCAACUUCUUCUGAGGAACAGUAUGAUGAAGUUCCACUAUAUGAACCUUCUACAGAAGAAACUACCACAGCUGCAUCUGCUUUCAUUUCAGAGGAACAGUUACUGCCUGUGGAAGGCACUGAAGAAGGAGAAAUUAUCAAACCUUCUGGAGGAUUAUUCCCUGACAUAACAGACACUCUGUCAGCUGGUAUUGGAGUACUGACAUCCAUGUUUGGAGGUUCAUCCUCUGAUUCACACAUUCCUGAAGUGCCAGGAGAGGUAAAUGAAAGUAAGAUGGAUGUUACUACUGAAAGAAUUCCACACACAGGCGAAGCAGAAAACAAGAAUAUGAAGAGUGAAGUGGGAGAUACUGGUUGGCCAUCUGUGGGGGGAGAUUUGAAUGCGGGACAUAUUGUUAGUGGUUCUGGAUACCACCACUUGAAAGAAGAAGAGGAAAAGAAAUCUUCAACCUGUAAAGUGAACUAUGACCCUUCUGCUGGCAUUGACUCAGACUGUAGUGAUGUACCUGGCUAUCUCCCAAGCAUGCUACAGAAGCCAGAAAAUGUACCCAGUAUACCUGAAGAGACUGUGGCAGUUGAGUUCCCUGAAGAUGGUAACUUUACAAUGGACGUGCAGCAAUCAUCUUAUGAGACUGUUGUCUACCUCAUUACUGCUGCUACAGUAUUACUGUUUUCAUUAGGACAUUAUUACAUUGAGAGAAGAAGAAGAGAUGGCUCAUUGGUUGCUAAAAUCAAUGGUUUGGAGAAGGAAUUACUGGUAUCAUCUAAAGAAUGUCUGAUACUGAAGGAUGAUUUAGAAGCCACAAGGGAAAAACUCCUCUCUAUUGAAAGUUCCUCUUUAAAUAACAGUGAAAUGGUUGUGACACUAAAUGCUGAACUGGAAAAAUCUAAGGUUGUCAGAGCAGAGCUUGAGGAGCAGGUAGCAUCUCUUGAGAAGGAACUGGAGGUGGCUACAGAGGCUGGUCUUGAGCUGAACCGCAUGCUCUCAGAAUUCCUCUCAGCUCAGCAUGGUUCUGACACAGUCAUGAAGAGUGUGGAGCAACUGCAGAAGCAACUAGAUUCACAGCAAAGCACUAUCACCACAAUGACUGCUUCCCUGAAUGAUAAAAUCCUAGAGAAUGAAACUCUGCAGGCUGAUUUAAAUGGUGCAAAGCAUAAAAUUAUCUCUUUAGAAGCAGAUAUGCUGAAGGCGAAUGAAAAUCUGAAUGAUGUGCUCGCUGCUAAACUGAAGAUGGAAGAAGAGUUGUUGGAAAAGAAUAAAUCACUACAAGCACAGCUAUGUGAGGAAGAAGACAGAAUAAGCAGGGAUAUUGAUCAACUUCAGAAAGAAAAGAGCACAUUGCAGGAAACAGUAACUGAACUUAAACACAAUAUACUCACAAAAGAAAGUGAGAUAGCAGUGUUACAAGACUGUGUGAAACAGCUGAAGAAUGCUAGUGAUGAAGAGAUCGAUGAUAAACUCCAGGUAUUAUUGGAUGUGGGAAGCUACAAAUCAGAAUUGAAACUUAUGACUAUUGAACGAGAUACAUUAGCUGAGAAACUUCAAGGUGAAGUAGAUGCAAGAAAAUUGCUUGAAGACCAUGUGAUGGUUAUUAGUGAAGAGGUUACUAGAUUGAGAGGAAAUUAUGAAGAAGCUGAGAGGGAAAAAAUCGAGGCUCAAACAAGACUUGAAGUUUUGUCUAACUAUUUCAAAGAGAAAGAAACUCAACUUCAGAAAGAGCUUGGACUUCAGGAAGCCAUGUGCCUGCAGAAAGAAGGAGAUGCAACAUCCACAUCUGAGCGAAUUACUUACCUUCAAGGAGAAAUUGAAAAUUACAAGUCACAGAAUGAAACAUUGAAGAAAGAAAUUUUGGAUCAGGAGAGAGGUCUCAGAUGUCAGAUUGCAACUUUAGAGAAGAAGGCACAUGAAAAUUGGGUGGCAGCACGUCAAGCAGAAAGAAAGUUGGAGGAGAGUAAACAGGAAGCAAGUCAGUUGAGGAACAGGCUGAUUAUUGUUGAAAAGAAUGUGAUAAAUACUUCUAAGUCUGGUGAAACUCCAGUGACGAAUGACCGAGUGCCAGGGGACAGUAAUGGGGAGCUCCCAACCUCGCCUGUCCAUAUGGGCAUCUCUGCUUUUCAGGAUUCUCCGUCCUUCCCACUACACUACCAACAUCAUGAUGGUCUGCCUACAUCUCCCUCCCUACCUGUAUUGAUGCCAGGACAACCACUUCCUCCGAGCCGCUUCAUGGGAGUGCCACCACCUGGAGUAUUCAUCCCUCCACCACCUCUAGGAGCACCAUUCAUGCCCCCACCACCGCCUCUAUUUCCAGGCGAUAGGAGACCACCACCUUUAGGUCGCAUGUCUUCACCACCACCUCAUCAUUACUCCCCACCUCCACCAGGUCCUCGAGGUUCAUUUUCUCCAUUUGACCAUUCACCGCCACCAUCACCACCUCCAAGACGACCCUAUAGGUCCCCACCUCUUCAUGAUGAUGAUGAUGAUGAUGAUGAUGAUUCACCAGCGAAAUUUAGGCAUCACAGAUCCCCUCCACCACCCCAUUUCAGCCCAUACUCUUUCCCUGCAUCACAACCAACCCCUCACAGAGAAGAUUCCCAUGCAUUCAGACCUCUGCCACCACCAACCCAUAGGGAUAGUCCACGUGAACCAAAAGGAUCAGCAUUGAGUUCUGGGCAUUCGUCAGAGUCAUUGGAGAAAUCAAGCCGACACAGCGGGAGAGUAUAGCAAUAGUGUCCUGUUAGUUCCAUGUAGUAACACAGCAUCAGUUAGUGCAAGCUUUGGUAUACCACAGAAUGCAGACAUUGAUAUUUAACAAAAGCAUGAUGGAGAACAGCAUGUAUUUUAAGCAGUCACAGGCAGCCUAAGUUUUCCAUGGUGUACCAGAAUCCACAAUAUAACAGACCUUAUCUGCAUUAACUUAUUACUGACUGAUUAUUAAACUAGUGCAAGACUUAAUUCAUCUCACUCUGUGCAAUAUAAGAUGUGAUGACAACUUUGAACAUGGUGGCCAGUAACAGUAUCGUGAAAGAACUUAGUGUGGAGGCACAAAGAAAAAUUCUUUUUCAGAUUUAGUAUGAACAUUUCUUAUUGUAGCUUUCAGGGUGGUGACAUAUAGGCACUUGAAGUGUAUAUAUUUUAUAGUAUUUCUCCUUUAAGACACUGAAUGUAUAGUAUACUGGUAUAAUCCAUGGGCUAAAUGCAGAAUAGCAGAAGAUCCAGUCUGUCUCAAGAAAGAAACUGUAAUCCCAUGAAAGAUUUAUUGUUUAAUGUUUCAUGUUGUUUUUCCUAUUGUAUGAUAUGCUGUUGAUAAUAUAAACCAAGAAAAAUA
Molecule: messenger RNA, 5440 nt
Organism: Cryptotermes secundus
Lineage: Eukaryota; Metazoa; Arthropoda; Insecta; Blattodea; Kalotermitidae
Gene: Tango1
Product: transport and Golgi organization protein 1
Exons: 17
Coding region: 97-4836 (1579 amino acids)
Biological process (GO): protein secretion; endoplasmic reticulum to Golgi vesicle-mediated transport; vesicle cargo loading
Cellular component (GO): endoplasmic reticulum membrane; endoplasmic reticulum exit site
Molecular function (GO): protein binding
Source: RefSeq, a predicted model, not a curated record